Messenger RNA from Insectozyma verbasci, 2049 nucleotides. Lineage: Eukaryota; Fungi; Ascomycota; Pichiomycetes; Serinales; Debaryomycetaceae. The record is from the annotation of a GenBank genome assembly.
AUGGGUUAUACAAUUAAACAAAAGAUUGAAAUAUGUUUAAAAGCUGAUUCGAAUCCAAAUAUGACUCAACUGGAUUUGGCAAAUUGGGCUAUGAAAGAAUUUGGAUCAGAAAAACCCCCCUCCCAAACUACGAUUUCUCGAAUUUUAAGUAGUAAAAAUGAUAUAAUUGCAAGUAAAGAUUCAGAUUUUCAAUUAGUUAGAAGAAGAAAACAAGCAAAUCCAAUGCUUAGAAAAAUAUUAACUGAAUGGAUAACUCAAGCAAUUUGGGAAAAUAUUCCAAUUACAACACCUAUUAUACAAUCAACUGCAAAUGCUAUUUGGACAAGACUACCUAAAAAUGAGACGGAUGGUAAUGGAGUUUUCAAUCAGAAAUGGGGUAGUCAUUUUAUUAAAAAGCUAAAUAUAAAUAUUACCGGGAACGACGAAGAUAUUCGCAAUAAUUGGGGUUUUAAAUUGAAUAAAGUUUGGAAGUUAGAUGAGAAAAUUGAGUUGAAGCAGUAUUUAAACAGUUUAAUUGUUCAGGAAGGUUAUUUACCACAGGAUAUUUUUGUAAUUGAUGAAUUUCAAUUGUUUUAUUCACUACCAUUAGAUCAAAUUUUUGAUGUUUCAUCAAUUGACGUGGGUUUACAACAAUCUUCACAAAACACAGAAUACUCAUUAACUAUAUUAUUAGGAUGUAACAUAGAUGGUAGUGAGAAAUUAUCACCUUUGAUAGUUGGUAAAUAUGAUAAAUUUGAUAUUUCAAAAUCUUCAAAUUCAAUUUUUCAAAAUUUAUCAAAUGACUUGAGUCAACAACAGUUAAUGAACAAACUAACAGAAGCUUAUAACAUAAUUUACAAAUCUAAUAUCAACAAAUGGAUAACGUCGUCAAUUUUCCAAAAUUAUUUAAUUACAUUAGAUCACAAAUUGAAAAAUUCUUCAAGAAAAUUGUUAAUAUUACUUGAUGAUUCAUCAUCCCACAGAAUAAUAAACUUGAAAUUUAAUAAUUUAAAAUUGAUUUAUUUUAAGAAUGAAACAAAUCAUAAAAAUCCAUACAAUACAAACUAUUCAGGUGUGAAAUUUGAUUAUUUGCCAAUGAAUUUUGGUAUUAUUGAGGAGUUCAAGAUCUUAUAUAGAUUACAGCAAUAUUUAGAGAUGAUAAAUUUACAAAGGAAUAACUCAAGAAAGAGCAAAAUUGAUAGUAACAAUUUUGAGUUUAAAGUUCAUGAUGUUUCACCUUCAUUAGAAGUUUUAUCAGAGACUGAUUAUCAUAUACCAAUGAUUAAAGUGAUUGAAUGGAUAACAAGAGCAUGGCAUUCGUUAACUCAAGAGCGAAUAUUUCACUCCUGGAAAAGAACAAAUUUAUUUAACUUAAAAAUUUGGGAAAAUAAUGAUUCAAUUAUAAAAUUAAAUGGAUCUUUACAAAGUUUUGAUGAGAUGAAAAGUUAUAGAAAAUUAAAAGAAGUAAUGAGUUACUUGAAUGUUGUCAUACCGUGGGAAAUUGAUGAAUUAAUUGGGUUAGUAAAUGAAAGAGGAAAAGUUACAUUGAAUUAUGCAUCAAUUGAGGAAAUAAUAGGUAGUUGUUUACUGGAGUUGAAUGAGACUGAUGAAUUAGAUAAUGAAAAUGACUUUGACGAAGAGCAUGAAGAUGAUCAUGAUCAUGAUGUGGAUCAAGGUGAUGAACAACAACAAUGGAUAAAUGAGUUAAAUUCAAUAAAUUCACUAAACAACAAGCAUAAAUUAUCUAGCAAUGAUCAAUGGAAUAACAAUAAGAAGAAGAUCCAUUUACUGCCUACAUUAUCAACUCUAUCCACUGCCACACCAAUCAAUAAUGUAUUUGACUAUUCAUUAAAUUUACAAAAUCAAUAUCCAACACCAAAUCAAACUACAGCAACUACAUUAAAUUCAAAUACAACAAAUCAAUUUCAAUAUUUUAACGAUCAAGAUAUGAUUAAGGUGUUAUCGAGAGUUUUGGAAUAUUCAUCAAAUAAUAUUUUGAAAUUAUCACAGAGUACAAUUGAUGAUUUAACGUAUAAUUUACGCAUAGUUCAACAAAGAAAUCGACAAUGA